AUGGACAAUGCGAGAAUGAGCGCCUCCUUCCUGGAGCACCCCAUCCUCAGCGCAGGAGACUCGGGGACCUGCUCCUCCCGAGCGUACCACCCCGAUCAUGGGAUUACAACUUUCCAGUCGUGCGCGGUCAGUGCCAACAGCUGCGGGGGCGACGAGCGCUUCCUGGUGGGCAGGGGGGUGCAGAUGAGUCCCCCCCACCACCCUCACGCCCAUCACCACUAUCCCCAGCCGGCCGCCUACCAGCACAUCAACAACCUGGGUAUGUCUUAUUCCCACUCCAGCUGUGGCCCGGGGUUCGGAUCGCAGAACUUCAGCGCAGGUUACAGCCCCUACUCAUUAAAUCAGGAAGCAGACGUGAGCGGCGGGUACCCCUCGUGCGCUCCCGCUGUUUACUCUGGAACUCUCUCAUCUUCCAUGGUCCAGCAUCACCACCACCACCACCAGGGUUAUGCCGGGGGCACGGUGGGCUCGCCUCAAUACAUUCACCAUUCAUAUGGACAAGAAGCGCAGAAUCUGACCCUGGCAAAUUAUAAUAACUCCUUGUCCCCUCUCCAUGCCAGCCACCAAGAAACCUGUCGCUCUCCUUCAGCAGAGACGUCACCUCCAGCACAGACCUUUGACUGGAUGAAAGUCAAAAGGAAUCCCCCCAAAACAGGGAAAGCUGGCGAAUACGGGUAUAUUGGCCAACCCAACACAGUGCGCACCAAUUUUACCACCAAGCAGCUGACUGAGCUGGAAAAGGAAUUUCAUUUCAACAAGUACCUGACAAGGGCCAGGAGGGUGGAGAUCGCAGCCUCGCUGCAACUCAACGAGACCCAGGUCAAGAUCUGGUUUCAGAACCGCCGCAUGAAGCAAAAGAAGAGAGAAAAGGAGGGCCUGUUGCCCAUUUCACCCACCACCCCAUCACGGAGCGAGGACAAGGCCGAGGAAUCCUCAGACAAAUCUACCUCCUCGCCCUGUGUCCCCUCUUCCCCAGCCUCCUCUACCUCAGACACUCUGACUACCUCCAACUGA
Messenger RNA from Trichosurus vulpecula (common brushtail), 1014 nucleotides. RefSeq names its product homeobox A1 (gene HOXA1). The transcript has 2 exons. Gene Ontology annotation, molecular function: DNA-binding transcription factor activity, RNA polymerase II-specific; RNA polymerase II cis-regulatory region sequence-specific DNA binding. Lineage: Eukaryota; Metazoa; Chordata; Mammalia; Diprotodontia; Phalangeridae. Gene Ontology annotation, cellular component: nucleus. The coding region runs from base 1 to 1014 and encodes 337 amino acids. Gene Ontology annotation, biological process: regulation of transcription by RNA polymerase II. The record is from RefSeq and is a predicted model, not a curated record.